CUGGGCUGGGAGGGAAGUGGUCGGUGUCAGACAGGAAACUCCAGGGGAGUUGGGGAGGCUAGACUCAAAAUUGCUGUGAUCAGAGAGCUCGGUGGAGUGGGUGUGAAUCAGAGGCUCAAACAACUACGUUCCCACUGCAGCCUUCUGAAAAUUGUUUUGCCAGUGUGAAGGGCUAAUGAGGCGGCCACGCUGGGGGGUCUUAGUUUGAAUGGGGGUGACUGCAAAUUGGAAGCAGACGGGCUACGGUAGUUUUCAAUAAAGAAGGUGAUAUGGUGACGCGUUCCCGGAUGCUGCUUCCUUUGCCGGCGGACGUAGUUGUUUCUGCCGAAAAUGAGCAAGCCCAGAGACUUUCAGCAUGACCUGGAGCGCAGCCUCCCGGCCAUCGCGUCUAUGAGCUCCUCCCUGUCGCGGAGCCAGGCCUUUUCCCCGCACUACUACUGCUCCCCGGAGAAAAGGAAAGCCAUCUCGGACGUCAGGAGGACCUUCUGCCUCUUCGUCACCUUCGACCUGCUGUUCGUGUCUCUGCUGUGGAUCAUCGAGCUCAACACCAAGGAUGGCAUUCAGAAGAACUUGGAGACCGAGAUCAUUGCUUACCGGUUUAAAACCUCGUUCUUUGAUAUAUUUGUCCUGGCUUUUUUCCGAUUCUCUGUGUUACUUCUGGGCUAUGCACUCUUAAAGCUCCGCCAUUGGUGGGUCAUUGCGUUCACUACUCUGGUGUCCAGUGCCUUCCUCAUCGUGAAGGUGAUCCUCUCGGAGCUGCUAGCCAAGGGGGCUUUUGGGUACCUCCUCCCUAUCGUCUCUUUCGUUAUCGCCUGGCUAGAAACGUGGUUCCUGGACUUCAAAGUCUUAACUCAGGAAGCAGAAGAGGAACGGUGGUACCUGGCAGCGCAGGCGGCAGCUUUCCGGGGCCCGCUGCUCUAUGCCGGCGCCCUCUCCGACGGGCAGUUCUAUUCCCCUCCCGAGUCCUUCGCAGGAUCGGACAAUGAAUCGGAUGAGGAAGGCGUGGGCAGGAGGCUGCUAACAGCGCAGGAGAAGGAAUACAUCCAACAAGGCAAAGAAGCAAUGGCAGUCGUGGACCAAAUCCUAGCCCAGGAAGAAAACUGGAAAUUUGAAAAGAACAAUGAGUUUGGCGAUGUGGUUUACACCUUUGAAAUUCCUUUCCAUGGCAAGACCUUUAUUUUAAAGGCCUUCAUGCAGUGUUCUGCUGAAACCAUCUACCAGGAGGUGAUUCUGCAACCGGAGAGGAUGAUCCUGUGGAAUAAAACAGUGGCAGCUUGCCAGAUCUUACAGCGGGUGGAAGAUAACACCGUGAUCUCGUAUGACGUUGCGGCUGGGGCUGCCGGUGGGGGGGUGUCACCCAGGGACUUUGUAAACGUGCGUCGCAUUGAAAGAAGGCGAGACCGCUAUAUUUCCUCAGGGAUGUCAACCACUCACAGCUUGAAGCCUCCGCUGUCCAAAUACGUCAGGGGCGAGAAUGGGCCGGGAGGCUUCAUCGUCCUGAAAUGUGCCAACAAUCCCAAAGUGUGCACCUUCGUCUGGAUCCUCAACACAGACCUCAAGGGUCGGCUUCCCCGCUAUCUUAUCCAUCAGAGCCUGGCAGCCACGAUGUUCGAGUUCACCUUCCACCUCCGGCAGCGGGUCGGUGAGAUCUCGGGCAGGUCCUGAGAGCCCAGCCUGCCGCUCCUCGGGGCCUUUUUACCUGGCCGCCGGCCAAGUGGGGAACCCGUUCCAGGCAUCGGACAGGGACUGCAGCCUCUUCCCUCCCCCAGGAACGGCUGGGCCAGACCUUGCGCCGGGGGGUGGCGAGCACAGACUUUACAGGAGUGCAGGAAGAGGCGUCCCUCCCUCAUCACCCCUCCAAUCAAGGAUCAAACUCACUGAGCAGCUGUGGGAAUUGACAGAGCCUGUUUGGACCGAACUCUAUGCUAAAAGCCCUACUGAUCAUGGUUUCCCCCUCCACCGCCUGCAGCGGGGGCGGGUCCUGGCUGGAUACCCCCCCUCCCCAACCCUCCCAUUUGUCUCCCGUCCGUUUUUUAAAAUGUUCUGCGGCUCGUCUGUGACUCUCAUGCGCCUGGAGCGACCGCCCUCCCUGAGACGCCUUGCGGCGGCGAGGGGAAGGCGGAGCCAGGCAUCCCGGUUCAUGGCGCCGCUCGGAAGGGUGGAACGGCGACUGUGGGAAACGGACCCCUACUGGGGGCGU
Pelodiscus sinensis (Chinese soft-shelled turtle) is the source of this 2200-nucleotide messenger RNA. RefSeq names its product StAR related lipid transfer domain containing 3 (gene STARD3). Gene Ontology annotation, biological process: cholesterol transport. Lineage: Eukaryota; Metazoa; Chordata; Testudines; Trionychidae. The record is from RefSeq and is a predicted model, not a curated record. Gene Ontology annotation, molecular function: cholesterol binding; cholesterol transfer activity. Gene Ontology annotation, cellular component: late endosome membrane; lysosomal membrane; endoplasmic reticulum membrane.